Molecule: messenger RNA, 2305 nt
Organism: Sphaeroforma arctica JP610
Lineage: Eukaryota; Ichthyosporea; Ichthyophonida
Exons: 2
Coding region: 1-2295 (764 amino acids)
Source: RefSeq, a predicted model, not a curated record
AUGUUUCGCUGUGUUCUAACUUUGGUAGCGGCCGCGACCGCCUUCGCGCAAUCAGAAUCAAAUUUUGAAGUAGGUCUGAAAACGCUGGUGCUAACAUCCGAUGAUUAUUCUUUUGUUUUGCCGGAGCUCAUAUUGAAAGCGUACGGUAGUGACUAUGAGGUGGUUAGUGUGACUGAAGAGGUACUAGUAGUCGUGGAUGGAGUGGAGGAGGCGAAUCGUACGAUAGUUCCGGAUGCUGUACAGUUGUUUGACAGCACAGGUGCACCUAAGUACAAUUCAAUCGUGUACUCAUCCUCUAAUUUGGGAUAUUCUUCGCUGGAGGCCUGGAUUCCGUCCGGUCUAUCAUUCGAGCAACGAACUAUGCUGGACAAUUACUGUAGUCGAUUCGGUGUACGACGUGUGAUGUUGAAUAGUCAACCUGCCGAUGUUGGUGAUCCAGCUUUAACGGCCGCUCCGAGUGUGCCGUGGGGAAAGUUAGGGGAUGCAAACACUCGCGUGCAACUUCGCAGUAGUGCCGAGUCAUAUCGCGGAAUGUUAAAAAGUGACCUUGACAUGGUUUUGGGUGGAGAACACGAGUUCGCACAAAAUUGGGUCUGGAUCAGCCCAGGUGUAUUUGAUGCACAGAGACCGUCGAAUACAACUAUCCUGCUCGAUCUAGACUACUCUGAUGGGUAUAGUGUAAGCACGGGGGUAGGUGCAGCUGUCGCCAAUGAUGUGAUGUACUUUUUCUUCGCUGCCGAUAGUUAUGGACUAUCUGGGCAAACUUUGGGUCAUCUCUGGUUCCCCUGGGUGACUAAAGGUUUAUUUGUAGGUCAAAGACGUAUCAUACUGGAUACUCAGAUCGAUGACUUGUACUUAGACACGAUGGUAUAUAACACCACACUUAACCGUCAAGCGACUGACGAUGAGUUUGAGCCGAUCUUUGGAUACCGCACCACUGGUCCGGAUAUCAACUUUCAUGCGAAAAUCCGUAACAAGAUGCGAAAGACAAUGCCGACAGGAACAAAUUUCACCAUUCAGCUCGCUUACAAUGGCAAGGGAUAUGGCGAAUUCGCUAAUGUCCCAGAAUAUUCACCUAAUGCGAAUACACGCCUACUUCGUCGGUUCAAUCAGUUUCUGUGGCUGACGCACACUUGGAAUCACAUCGAUAUGUACUGUGUCAACUCCAAUUGUGCCGAUCCUGCCCUCCCUGUACCCACAGUGCCAGCCUACACCGUAGGUGCAGAUGGCAAGCGUACGUACAUUGAGCCAGAAUAUCCCACCUCGGGAUACACCCCACGCGACUUACUUCACUACGAACUCGACCGCAACAACUACUUCGCGAACGAUGUUUUGGAAAUCGAUACGGAUGCCAAACGUGCGAAAAGGUAUUCCCAAUCAUCCAUCGUAACUCCUAGGAUUUCUGGUCUGAAUUACACUGUAGCCAUCGAAGCCAUGCUUCACGCGGGGCACUUCACUGCCGUGGGGGAUAAUAGCAGAAUUGAUCUCGAGCCAGACAAUCCCUACCAUCCAUUCAUGGCUAAGGCAAAGGUGGGUGAAAAUGGAGUGCUACUUUCGGAUGCCGACAGAGAGGCUUUCGAGUCACGCAUGAUGUCCGAAUACGGUAGAAAAUCGGUGAUGAUCAUCCCAAGAUUUUCGACACGGGUAUACUUUGAUGUCAGUACUCCGCUGCAGAAUGCAAUGGAGCACAAUUCUUUCUACGGCCCUGACUGCUAUGGCUGGGAUCAGUGGGAGACUCCCACAGCUGGCGGAUUCAAGUGCAAUGCCGGCACCUUCAAAAAUCUUACUUUCGAUGAGAUCAUGGAGAUCGAGGGCUUCGAGGCUGCUCGCAAUCUUCUCUCUCUGAGAGCGGACCCCUACAUGUUCCAUCAGGCAAAUUUGCGAGUACUUACCGAGGAUGGAGUUGAGAACUCUUUGCUCAACAAGUGGAUAUCCGCGGCACUCCGGUGGGUGCGAUCCUACACGGAAUUCCCUAUCAAGACAUACAAGAUGGACGAUUUAGCUGAUGUGUACAAUGGACGAAUGAAACGAGACCAAUGCGGGGUUGAGGCAAAGGUAUCAUACAAAGUGGGACAACCUAAAGGUGUGACGCUCUCGAAGGCUGAAUCUAGCGAGGGGUGUGUGUACAAAGUUACGCACACCACUGUCGACGGGUCUGCCCCCUUUGUUCCUAGAGGGAGUGACAUCUCGGGUAGGUCAAGAUACGGCAAAGACAUAACAUAUGACGUGACUUUUAGUGAGAUUGCCAUGACGAAAGAUCUGAAGUUCAAAACAGUGGUUGCUGUUAGAGACUAACUCUAAGUCA